Molecule: messenger RNA, 1953 nt
Organism: Juglans regia (Persian walnut)
Lineage: Eukaryota; Viridiplantae; Streptophyta; Magnoliopsida; Fagales; Juglandaceae
Product: hydroxymethylglutaryl-CoA lyase, mitochondrial-like
Exons: 12
Coding region: 216-1481 (421 amino acids)
Biological process (GO): ketone body biosynthetic process; L-leucine catabolic process
Molecular function (GO): hydroxymethylglutaryl-CoA lyase activity
Source: RefSeq, a predicted model, not a curated record
UUUUGGGAACUCUGCUCAUUGUGGGAUUGGAUAGACAUAGAAUUCACGUUCUAGAAGUAGUAAGUACUUUUCGUAUGAGACCCGCAGUGAUCAUGCCGCGCGGCUUUUAUAAUUGAAAAGGCGAGCUCAAAUCGUCGUUUUCGUCGUCAGAGAACUUGGAAUAAACGAUUCGAAACUGCUUGCUUAUGAUACAAGUUAUUUAGGCAGUUGAUGCGAUGCUAGCACUGAGGAGUUUGAAUAAGUUUUCGCAGAGUACCACGUUCUUUUUUCAUAAACUCGUUCUGGUAAUGGCAAAUUUGGAGGAAUCACAAGGUGUUACCAAACCCUCAAGCAUUGGAGCUGAUACACUUGAGAGGCGCGAGGACACAGGAGAAGCAUCCUUCUGGAGGAAACAAAAAAGGAUCACGUCUCAAGGAGAUACCGUAAAUGGGGCACUUGCAAGCCGGGGUUGGAAUUAUCAGUCACUUGGUCAUGCUCGCGAUGCUUGGUGUUUGGUAAAUCGUCAUUAUAGCUCCCAUUGCAAUGAUAAGUACACAGGGGAGCUUUCUAAUAAGUUUCUUAGAAGUAUUCCAGAAUAUAUAAAGAUAGUGGAAGUUGGUCCUACGGAUGGACUGCAAAAUGAGAAGCAAAUCGUGCCUACUUCUGUAAAGGCUAAGUUGAUAAAAAUGCUAGUUUCAUCAGGGUUGCCCAUUGUUGAGGCCACGAGUUUUGUUUCACCGAAAUGGGUACCACAGCUAGCAGAUGCCAAGGAUGUAAUGGAAGCAAUUCGGAAUGUUGAAGGGGCUAGAUUUCCUGUCUUAACUCCUAAUGUUAAAGGUUUUGAAGCAGCUGUUGCAGCUGGAGCCAAGGAAGUGGCCAUCUUUGCUGCAGCAUCUGAAUCUUUUUCAAAAUUCAAUAUCAACUGUAGCAUUGAAGAGAGUCUUACUCGUUACCGCGAUGUUGCCCUCGCUGCUGGCAAGCUCUCAUUUCCUGUUCGUGGAUAUAUAUCAUGUGUUGUGGGGUGUCCAAUGGAAGGAAUGGUAGCUCCAGCUAAAGUAGCAUAUGUGGCUAGAAAACUUUAUGAUAUGGGUUGCUCUGAAAUAUCACUUGGCGAUACAAUCGGUGUUGGUACCCCAGGUACUGUCAUUCCAAUGCUUGAAGCUGUUAUGGGUUUUGUCCCAGUUGAUAAGCUUGCUGUCCACUUUCAUGACACUUAUGGCCAAGCUCUGUCAAAUAUACUCGUAUCCCUCCAGAUGGGGAUCAGCACAGUCGAUUCAUCAGUUUCUGGUCUUGGGGGCUGGCAAUAUGCCAAGGGUGCAUCUGGAAAUGUUGCAACUGAGGAUGUUGUGUACAUGCUAGAUGGGCUUGGUGUGAAGACAAAUGUGAAUCUUGGUAAGCUCAUGUUGGCUGGGGAAUUUAUCUCUAAGCAUCUGGGACGCCCAUCUGGCUCAAAGACCGCAAUUGCCUUGAGUAAAGUCACAGCUCGCACCUCCAAGCUAUGAGAAUUGGCUCUGAAAGAGAUGGCCGGGAAGCCUGUAAAAAAGAUGAAAAUAGCUGUCUGAUUGAUUUCUCUCCUCAUGACCAUCCAUUCAUAAAAUUUGCAUCAUUGUUAGAUGAGAAUGAUGUGGGAAGCUUGAUGAUCUAAUUGGGAUCUGGCCGUAUACAGGGGAAGAUGAGGUAGCACCAACUUGCUGGCUUAAACUGGCUUAGUCAUCUCUACGCUGCUUGGCUAUGUGAGUUGGGAUUUAUUUACCUCACUUGGACUCACCUCCUCCAAGAUGGGUUCAUGUUGCACAUGGAUUGCAUCAAAAUCAAUUCAAGCUGUGUAAUGGUCCACAGUGAAGACUGAGUGAAUACCCUUUUUAUUUUGUGUAUGUCUUGUAGAAGACUUCUCAUUGAUGAUUUAGUGCAAUUUUUUUUUAAAAUAUUGUAAUAGGCUUUGAUCGUUUUGUCACAAAAGACUUUUUCCCGCGA